AGGGAUCGGCAUGGCUUCCAUGUGUGCAAGGCUGGGCGGAGUGCUGGCCCCUCUGAUCAACAUGCUGAGGGAGCCCACCCCCACCGUCCCCAUGAUCAUCUUCGGCUGCGCCCCUCUCCUGGGUGCAGCCCUGGCUUUGGCUCUGCCGGAGACAGCCAAUCAGCCGCUUCCAGAUGAUAUCCAGGACAUCCAGGAACCCGCAGUGGGAACCAGCCAGUCUCACAGGACAUCGGAAGGACAGCCGCUACAGGACUUAACAUCCGGCUCCUGACAGACAUCAGUGACACACACAAACACACCCGAGCAUCAGCGAGGGGUUGGGGUUGUCACAGCAGGGGUUACUGGGUGAAUGACAGGAAACAAAAGGGGUUGUGGUUGAAUCCAAACUGAUUGAGAGCAUGACCAAGGCAUGACAGCGUGAUGAAGUGGGUGAUAGAGUUUGUAGUAGGGAAUUCUGUAGAGGCUCAGUAAAAAUACAAAAAAUACUGCUCUGUGUUAGCGAUCCAGCUAAUACUGCUCUGUGUUAGCGAUCCAGCUAACCCUACACUGUCUGGGCCAGCAGAAAAUGGAGCAGCGAAAGAUAACUAGCCCGCUCACAUUCUCUGUGACCUUUGAAAGCAGGGAGAACAUGCUGGUUGCCUAUGGUCAUUUUUAAUUAUUUUACAAGACAAUGAGGGGAAAAACACUAAUUUAUAUAUAUUUAAAUGGCGGAUAGCGAAUAAAUAUAAAGGUAAUGGUUUCAGAGGGUGAAUAGCGAAUGAAUACAAAGGUGAUGGAGAAUUAGUGAAGGGUUCAGGGGAAAGGUAAUGGGCUUCAGUGGUGUGUUACUGUCAGUUAAGGUCCUGCCAUGGCUUUGCUUCACUCACACACAAGCUGGUUGCACUCAUAGCUGUAGCAGUGGGCUGUGCAAUCCUGUAUAUCUAGAUCACUCAUAGCUGUAGCAGUGGGCUGUGCAAUCCUGUAUAUCUAGAUCACUCAUAGCUGUAGCACUGGGCUGUGCAAUCCUGUAUAUCUAGAUCACUCAUAGCUGUAGCAGUGGGCUGUGCAAUCCUGUAUAUCUAGAUCACUCAUAGCUGUACCACUGGGCUGUGCAAUCCUGCAUAUCUAGAUGUGUGAUUCAAAAUGCUAGGGAAGGCCAUGACCAUCUGGGUGGUAUUUCAAGUAUGUGGUUUAGUGACUAGCCCGGACAAGUUUCCUCAGAGUAAGUGAUACAUCUUUUAAUAGACGAGCCCUAGCCCUUACUGCUUACUCUGAGGUACUUUACGAGGGGAGGACCCCCACCCUGAACUGUUUAGGUUUAACACACAUUGUGUGGAGAAGUGAUGUUAGUGGAGAUUUAAUACAGGGUUGGUAUGGGAGAUAAUGUAUGUAAUUUGUUUGGAUGUAAAGGUUCUUUAGGGUAGGAGAUUAUGUAUGUCAUUUGUUUGGAUGUAAAGGUUCUUUA
Messenger RNA from Clupea harengus (Atlantic herring), 1444 nucleotides. Its product is annotated as solute carrier family 22 member 6-like. The record is from RefSeq and is a predicted model, not a curated record. Gene Ontology annotation, molecular function: transmembrane transporter activity. Gene Ontology annotation, biological process: transmembrane transport. NCBI's taxonomy places the organism in Eukaryota, Metazoa, Chordata, Actinopteri, Clupeiformes, Clupeidae. Gene Ontology annotation, cellular component: membrane. The transcript has 2 exons. Bases 11 to 271 code for a protein of 86 amino acids.